Messenger RNA from Hermetia illucens (black soldier fly), 535 nucleotides. Its product is annotated as cuticle protein 16.5-like. The coding region runs from base 150 to 482 and encodes 110 amino acids. The transcript has 2 exons. NCBI's taxonomy places the organism in Eukaryota, Metazoa, Arthropoda, Insecta, Diptera, Stratiomyidae. The record is from RefSeq and is a predicted model, not a curated record.
ACUUGGAAUUCGUUCCAAAAAAGGUUACGUUUCUAUAGAGAGCCAGUUUUCUCAGCAUAAGUGACGCCUUGUAUAAAUAGACCGUUAAUGUCAGCGAAGAGUAUCAUUUGGAUUUUCGUUCUCCAGAAGAUACUUCUCACCCAUUCAACAUGAAAUUCGUAGUUUUGGCUCUUGCUCUUAUCGCUGCUGCUUCAGCUUCACCAAUCCUGCCAUACUUGGGCUAUGGAUACGGUGCUGCUUACACCGGUUAUGCUGCCCCAGCUGUAGCCACCGCCUAUGCUGCUCCAGCCAUCGCUACCUCCGUUGCUGCCCCAAUCAUCGACCCAGUUGUUGCCGCCCCAGUUGUUACCCCAGCUUUGUCAGUCGCUGCCCCAAUUGUUAGGUCCGCUGUUGUCGCUGCCCCAGCUAUUGCCCCAGUCUCCACCGUCUACAACACCAUUGCCGCCCCAGCUGUUAUCGAUGCCUGGAAGAAACGCGCUUAAGAUCCUUUAGAAUGUUUCUUGUUGAAAAAUAAAUUUGGUCGCUGAGAAAGGAA